CGGGCAAACACAUCCAGAAUAAAUCAUCUGUGCUCCAACAAAUCCACGCUAAUAAACGCCCCACGUUGGAUAAACUUAUUUAAAAUACAUAAAUGUACUCAUUUCAUCCGCUCCAUGCAAACAAACUGAACGCGCCUUUAAAAAAACGUGCCGGAUCUGGAUGUAGACGGUGAGGAGGUCAUGAAUCUGGCAGGCGUGGUCGAGGGCUGGUCCAGCCUGCAAUAAACGUCAAAAAACAGAGGGGAUGCAGAGGUCUAGGAAAACACAGACCCAAAACAACACCAUUCACGCUGGAAAACAAGACCACUGAUUGAUCUCUUGGUGCUGUUUUGAUCUCUUGGUGCUGUUUUAGAUUCGUAAAGCGACUGUGCGCGUAAAGGACAAAGAGGAGAGAGGAUGCUGUAAGCAAUCUCGACUGCUCCCGCUUUGCCUGUCCUUUCCUUUUUCUCAGUUUUCUUCCUAUCCUCGUUCUCCUCUGUCCCACACUGGGGAAAGAAGAUGAGUCGGUCUCCCACCCCUAAAGGGACGCCGGUCCAGCACAGUCCCGUAGAUGGAGAAUGUCUGGAGGGCGAAAUGAUCCAGUCUCCGCAGCAGUCCACGCCAUCCAGCGGCCUGAAGAAACGUGUAUCCAGCCUCCUGCAAAGCCCUUCGUUUCGAGAGGAGCUGGAUGUGUUGAUUCAGGAGCAGAUGAAGAAAGGAGGCAGCUCCUCCAACCUGUGGGCUCUCAGACAGAUCGCAGACUUCAUGGCCACUCAUGGGUCUCCAGCCGCUCUUCCCGUCACUCCAUCCACAGCCGUCACCAUCGUAACCCCCAUCAAUGAUCUGCACGGAUGGGAGCCGAGCUCUAUGGUGAAGGGGGAGAGACUGAUGCGCUGUAAGCUGGCCAGUGUUCACCGCCUGCUGGAUCUGUACGGAUGGGCUCAACUGGCGAACACAUGCCUCACAAUGCGUGUCAGUAAAGAACAGGAACAUUUCCUGGUGCUGCCAGACGGUCUGGCCUACGGGGAGGUGACGGCCUCCAGUCUGGUGAAGGUGAAUAUUCUGGGUGAGGUGGUGGAGAAGGGUAGCACUGCUCUCGCAGUGGAUCUGUCUUCGUUCAGUCUUCAUUCUGCCAUCUAUUCUGCCCGACCGGACGUCCGGUGUCUGCUGCACCUCCACACUCCAGCCACAGCCGCGGUGUCAGCCAUGAAAUGUGGCCUUCUUCCGCUGUCCCAUGAGGCUUUGUUGGUGGGUGAAGUGGCUUAUUAUGACUAUAAUGGAGUGAUGGAGGAAGAAGAGGAUCGAGUGGAGCUCCAGAAGAGCCUCGGCCCCACAUGCAAGGUGUUAGUAUUGAGGAACCAUGGGAUCGUGGCACUGGGAGAAUCAGUGGAGGAGGCCUUUUACACAAUCUACCACAUCCAGACCGCCUGUCAAAUACAGGUGGCAGCACUGUGCAGUGCAGGAGGAGAACAAAACCUCAUCAUGCUGGACCGCAACGUUCACCGGCCGGUCGCCAAAGGCACCGUGGGCUGGGCGGGAUCCACCUUUGGCCCCAUGCAGAAGAGCAGGCUGGGGGAGCAUGAGUUUGAAGCUUUGAUGAGGACACUGGACAACCUGGGUUACCGUACAGGAUAUGCCUACCGUUUCCCGGUUCUGCUGGAGCGCUCCAGAACCCGGCGAGAGGUGGAGGUUCCUGCCACCGUCACUUCAUUUUCCUUCCAUGAAGAUGGGGUUCAGCCCCAUCCGCGUCUCCAUCCUCACACCCAGAGGCAGCAGCAGAAGACCAGGUGGCUGAACACCCCAAAUGUCUAUCAGAAAGUCAACCAGGACCAGGCCAGCCCGGGACAUCGCACUACGUGGCAAAAGUCUGAGGAAAUCACACAAGGCAGUGGACGAGCCAUAAAGAUUGAGAAUCCAAACCAGUUUGUUCCUCUGUUCACCAAUCCAAAAGAAGUCCUCGAGACUAGAAAUAAGAUAAGAGAGCAGAAUCGUCAAGACAUGAAAACAGCCGGACCUCAAUCUCAAGUGCUAGCCAACGUCAUCACAGACAACAGUCCACCGUCUCCUGAGAUUGUUGAGCCUCCAGUCCCACCAGAGCCGGAGACUCCAAACCCCUUCAACGAGCUGACGGAUCAUGAGCUGGAGGAAUAUCGCAAGGAGGUCCAGCGCAAACAACACGGCCAGCAGGACGGUGUGGAGGAGGUGGUGAAUGACACGGGGUCUUCCCCAACUACCUCCCCCAUAAAGACCCCAGCGGCGUCAGAUGAAAAAACUGCAGAUGCUGUUCAAAAUGAUAAAGGUGAUGAGAAGAAGAAGCAGGAGGAGCUUGAAAAGCAAAUGAAGGCGCUAUCGACCACUGACACUUCAGAAACCACGCUCUCAGCCCCGCCCACAGCCCCGCCCAACAAGCCUGCAGGAAACACCCCCGAGGGCUCGCCGUCCAAAUCCCCAUCCAAGAAAAAGAAGAAGUUCAAGGCGCCCUGUUUUCUCAAGAAAAGCAAGAAACAGAAAGAAAAGGCAGAAACUUGAACUCUUACAGAUACGUUUUCUUCACUAAUACUUCACAUCCACUGUGUAUCCAUUUACUGACCUUGCCAGCGGGAACCUUGAUGUCAAAACAAAAUCAAAUUCACAUCAAGCGAAAACAUGACAAAAAUCCAGCCUAAUCUCACGAGGAAAUGUAACUAUUUUACUUUUUGUCAUUUUAGUAGCUAAUUUCAAGCUAUUUUAAGUUCACUCGUAUGAAAAUGUAAGAAGGAGGCAUGACACCAAGCCCCACCCCUAAACCCAACCCUCAUUGGUGGAUAAGCAAAUCAUAUUUAAUUGUACGAAUGAGAUCGUACAAUUUCAUACGAAUUAACCACUAAAUCAAAGUUACGAAUUGCCGUGAGAUAGCAUUGGCUUUGUCAAUUUAGCACGGAAAUAAGAAAAUCUGAAAAUGUAUGAAAGUUUAGUACUAAAAUGUAGGAGGCGUGGCACCAAACCCCACCCAUAAACCCAACUGUCAUGGGGGGAUGAGCAAAUUGUACUAAAUUGUACAAAUGAGAUCAUACAAAUUAGCUAACAAAUCAAAAAGUUACGAAUUGCCAUGAGAUUGCGUUGAUUUUGUCAGUUUAGAAUAAAAAUAUGCAAGUCCAAAAGUGUACAAAAGUAUAGUGUAUAAAUGUAUGAUUUUUAAAUGGAGGCACGUCACCAAACCCUACCCCUAAAACCAAUUGUCUUGGGGGGAUGAGCAAGUCGCACUAAAUUAAUAUUAAUUUAAUAAUUCAUGAAUAAAUAAAUCAAAAAGUUACAAAUUGCCAUAAGAUAGCAUUGAAAACCUUGACGUCCAGUUGCAUUGAUGUCGUUUUGGUCACCAAAAUAACAAUGCAAAAAAAUAUUACAAAAUAAGAUUUAUGUAUUCUGAUUGCAUGUCAAUUUUUCAUCCAUAUGGAUUACAUACUUUUAACAUAAUUUAACUGACUGAACAGACAAUGACUAAUAUUUGUUAGUUAAACAUUAAUGAAACAAGAUCUUGAUGUCAAAAUGAAAUCAAAUUGACCGAGCAAAAACAUGUCAAAAAUGCUAAUUGAUUUGUUGUCCAAACCCAGCCUGAUCUCACGAGAAAACAUAACUAUUUUACGUUUUUUCAGUUUAGUGGCUAAUUUGUAUGAAUUUGUAUGAGUUUAGUUUUACAAAAAA
Molecule: messenger RNA, 3660 nt
Organism: Danio rerio (zebrafish)
Lineage: Eukaryota; Metazoa; Chordata; Actinopteri; Cypriniformes; Danionidae
Source: RefSeq, a predicted model, not a curated record